Molecule: messenger RNA, 1758 nt
Organism: Amphibalanus amphitrite
Lineage: Eukaryota; Metazoa; Arthropoda; Thecostraca; Balanomorpha; Balanidae
Product: UPF0472 protein C16orf72 homolog
Exons: 7
Coding region: 511-1281 (256 amino acids)
Source: RefSeq, a predicted model, not a curated record
AAGGAUGAUUUGGAAUAAUGAGCUGUCUGUUGUUUCUCUUUUUACGUCACAAGACCUUUGGCUUUUUUGUUCUUUUCAUUCUUUGUUCCUUAUUUUGUUUAUUUUUGCAACAAAUUAAAAACGCAGUUCUAUCAGUUAUAAUAGUAAAGAGCUAGUAAAGAUGAACUUUUAUGAAACUUCUCUCAAGUUUCAAACAAGUUGAAUAUUUUUAUAUCAUUGGCUGUUGACGUCAUAAGAGAAGGCAAUAUCUCUUAGCGCAGUAAACACCAAACACCUUUAUGCGAGUUAUUUUCCUCCUUGGAUAGGUAUUCGGGUUUUUCUCCACGUUUUUCUCAAGGUUGUUUUUCUCCAUUGCAAUUGGGGUUUUUUGAGCUUUUCCUUCAAUUUGUACAAGCUCUCUACAGCAGGCUGCCCAGGAGGUCUAAGGCCGGAGGCCGGAGGAGCUGAAAGCAAGCCACAACACAAAGACUGUCAGUGCCGCCGGGACCGAGCCGAGUGACCGCCGCCGCCAUGUCGGAAGAGCGCGGCUCCGACGACGAGCUGUACCGCUGGGAGGCUGCCUGUUACAGUGAGGUAGACUCUCAGCCCGACUACGAGCUGCAGCUGCACCAGGAGCGCGAGCUGACCGCCCAGAAACUGUGGCACCUCUUCCAGAGCAGUGCCACCUGUAUCGCCCACCUGCAUAAAGGCGCCUACGGAGGGACAGGGGGAGGAUGCGGUACCGAGCGGGGCGGGUCCCGCUGGAUGCCGUUCCAGACGGCCGCUGGGUCCGUCACCGCCCUCUAUAAAGAGUCCGUGGACGGUGUCCGGCGCUGUACCGAGUUGGGCAUCCUGCACGGUCAGCAGCGGCGUACCCGGGAGCUGCUGGCGCUCACCCGGCGCCGCCGGCUGCUCCGCCGGGAGGAGGUGCUCUCGCUGCUCUGCGGCCGACCCCCGCCGCCGCCCCGGAGCGGCCAUAGGUCGUCGAGCCGCCACCAGAGUGCGGCGUGGUCGUCCGCCGGCGGCCGAGAGAGGGAGUCACCGCCGUCCCGGCCAGGAGCGGAUAGUGCCGUUUGGAACGGCAUAUCUCCGGCUCUGGGCGGGUUCCGGCCGCCAUCCCCAGCCGCCGCCGCCGCCGCCGCCCCCGCCCCCGCCCUGCUGCGCCGGUCGCCGAGCCGCCGCCGCGCCAGCCGCUCGCUCUCACCCCUGGAUCUCACAGCAGUGAAGCGGCCAGCGACGCCUUCCUCCCCUUGCGAUGUGGUAAUGGACUCGCCCACGCACAAGAGACCACGUUACACGUAGCGGCCGGUCGAUCCCACUUUGAGAGACGCAGGAGAGGUCGCUGCUGGCUGGUGCGUAUGAUGUGCCUUGCGUCGUGCGAUGGUGACUUGUGACGUCACAUUCAGCUGGUGCCAGUGCGUUACGCUGUGGAUUACCGUGUUCCUAUCGUUUGUCCUGACCCCGCGCCGCGCUAUGACGUCAGAGUGACGUCAUUGAACUAACACGAGGCUUAUCGCGCUGCCCACUGUAUCUCGCCAGCGCGGCAGUGGAGGACGUAUACUGGUGCGAGUUCGGAGUGCGUGUAGCACUGAGAGUACCCCACCGAUGGUGCGCCGAGCCGCUAUAUCGCGUUGAUAUCGCGUGUGAUGUCUGAUAUCGCGUGUGAGGCGCUCACUGCUCAGACUGCCCGGCAGGGAACGCGCUACUGAGCCGUGGUAACAGGGUCGAUUACAGGUGCGCCUGCCGGCCACCCCAAAGGCAUUGACUGUAUUAUCGUGA